CCAAUGUUCAGGAAGUUUGUGGUGGCUAUCAGAGCUGAGGGGUAAACCUCUGCAGGUACAGGUCCGCAUGGAUGCAACCCAGCAGAUAGAUGACUCCUUCUGUGAAGAUGACACGGGUGAAGAAAAGGAACCGGGACGAGAAGAGAAGGAAAGAGAACCGCUGGCUGCGUUAAAAGUGUUCAAAAAUAAUUACAUCCCAGAAACAGAGGUGCCCCUCUACCGAGGAGAGAACGUUUUGGGCCGUGACCCUGCCUCAUGCUCCUUUCCGCUACAGGCCCGUUCCAUAUCCAGCCGUCAUGCUGUCAUCUCCAUCUCCUUCUUCCGUGAUGACAGCCGUCACCUCAGUGGUGGGGACACCAUGGAAGCACUGCUGUGGGACCUGGGCAGUUUGAACGGCACCAGGAAAGGCCGGUUUAAACUGACCCCUCAUGUGCGUUACGCUCUGACCGAGGGUGACAGCGUGGUGCUCGCUGACCUGCCCUGCCAAUACAUCAGCCUUAAACAUGCAGACAGAAACACACACGUGGCCACGGAGAAAGAGAAGGAGAAGGAGAAGGAGAAAGGGAAGGAUCCGUCACCCGCCAAGAGUGGCUCAGAAGGAGGGAUGGGUAGAGGAGUGGAGAACACGGGGAAGAAGAGCGUGUUACCACCUGUGCCGCUAUGGAAGGAUAAAGAGGCAAAUCUUCAGUCGCCUCAGAAGACCCCCAAAGAGCCAGAGAAGACCCUAGUGCCUGAGUCUGACUCUGACUCGGAGGGAGAGAAAGGUGGACAGAGAGAGAGGAGGAGGUUUUUGGACUCGGCAUCCUCAGACCUGUCAAGCCCCACUUGUUCAACAUUCCUGACGCCAGCAAACAAAGUCAUUCCAGAGAGUGAGGACGAAAGCUCGAUCACCCCGUCUUCGGCUGGGAUGGGCAGAUUUAUAAAGAAAGAGAACCACAGUAAAGCCUCCUCAGACUCCUUCACACCUGCCCUUCUGAACUUCAACAUGGACAGUGACACAGAUGGGGAGGAAGAGGAUGCAGAGGUGAGGAAGACAGAGCCUGAGGUUAAGCCUGCUAACCCACCACAAGCGGACCCAGUUGUUCCAGCCUGUCUCCAUAUGGACAGCGAUACUGACGUAGAGGAUGAGGAUAUGGAGAAAAACAAGAAUCCAGAGAUUUCAGCUGGAGUCGAACAAAAGGACCUGGUUGCUGCAGCUGGUCGCACCACAGACAGCGAUACUGAUGUAGAGGAUGAGGGGACGGAGAAAACCAAGAGUCCAGAGACUGCAGCUGGAGUCGCACAAAAGGACGUGGUUACGCCAGCUGGUCACGCCAUGGACAACGGUACAGAUGUCGAAGGGAAUGAGCCUCAUAGAACUGAAACCAGUCUGCCUUCUGGAGACGAAGAACAAAAGACAUCCACAGAAUUCCACAUGGAUAGUGACACAGACGUUGAAGAUGAGAAUGUUCCCAUUAUGACAAAGCCGGUGUUGCCAGUGUCCAUACCCUCAGCCAAUCCUGUAGCAGAAUUACAUAUAGACAGCGACACUGACUCAGAAGAAGAGGAGAAGCCAACAGAAGCAAUUAAGCUAAUCUCAGACAGUGAUACCGAUGAUGACGAUCCUUUCAAACCUACGAAGGGUAAAACCAUAAAGAAUGUGAAGGCUCUACAGGCCAAAACGGUGCAGACUGACUCCAACAGUGACACAGAUGUGGAGGAUGACUUCACCGCAGCCAACUCUAAGGCACGUAAAGACUUUGGGAUUGCCCCAGAUGCUCACUGUGAAAGUCCAGCUCAGGUCCAGCCUCCUGCUGAAAAAUUGCAGGGUGAAUUCUGGAUGGACAGUGAUACGGAUGUGGAGGAAGAAGAGGAGAAGCUUGAGAGAGAGUGGAAGGGUUCAGGAACAGCAGCAGAGGCUAUCCAGUCUUCUACACCAAGAGGAGCAGGUUUGUCUGAAGAGGAGAUGGAAACCCAAGUAUUUGUCAGUCCGUCUCAGCCAUUUAAACGGCCAGCUCUCCCCUCUCUCCUACGAUCCUUUGUGUCCCCUGGAGGCCGCAGUCAGGACAGCGAUGACUUAACUGUGGCUGAGACUCAGUCCUUCGUGUCUGAUGCUCUUGCUGCAGACGCCACUCUGGAUAAGACACAGCAGUCACUGAGGGGCUGUGGUGCUUCACCCUUCCAGCUGGGCCUCUCUGACAGCAGCCACCGACAGCUAGAUCCUGAAGAACAUGCUGGGGCUUUGGACCCCUCAGAGGACGACUGGACCCUGCAGCCUACCCAACCAUAUGCUGUGAAGAACGUACGAGGCACUACUGAAGCCAGGUCGAGGCAGUUGGAUCUAGAGGCUACACAAGACUAUGCUGUCCACAUGGAUAAUGAGGAUGAGCCUACCCAGCCACUGAAAAAAGGAAAUGAUGACAGUGACACUAAUGGGGUGCCUGACACUGGUGAAAAAAGAGGAAGGGUUGUAGACGAUGAUGGGGAGGUGCUGGAUUCGCAUCCCUCCACUGCUGACACUCUGAUCCUGGCCAGGAGCCCAAAGCUAGAGGAGCAGACCCAAGCUUAUGGUCUCUUUACUGCCCAAAUCUUGCCAUUUGAUGAGGAGGAGGAGGAAGAAGAGUUUGACAGCGGACCUGGGCCUAGUGCAAGGCUCAGCAAACGAAGACAGAUAGAGGAAGAGCAAACACAGCCUAUAGAGCCUGGUGCUAACAUCCAUGUUGCCAUUGCUGAAACACUGGCUAUGUUUGAGGAAGAGGAGGCAGAGGAAGAAGAGCACAGCACUGAAAGCAUGUCCAGCAGGAGAUCCCAUAGGGGAGGAAAAGCCGAGGAAACACAGCCUCUUGAGCCUGAUGGUAGUACCCAUGUUGCUAUUGUGGAAACACAGCCAAUGUGUGAGGAUGAGGAAGAACAGAGUGAAAUCACUUCUAGUAGAUCCUGUAGGGGGAGAAAGGUUGCUAAAGUUGAGGAAACCCAGCCUCUUGACCCUGAUGGUAGCACCCAUGUUGCUAUUGCUGUAACACAGCCGGUGGGUGAAGAUAAGGAAGAAGGACAGAGUGAAACUAUGUUGGACAGUAAACCCCGCAGAGGGAAAAAGGUUGCUAAAGCUGAGCCAACACAGCCUCUUGAGCUGGAUGCUAAUACUGAUAUUGCUAUUGCUGAAACACAGCCUCUGGGGGGUGAAGAGGAGGAACCUGAGGAAGAACAGAGUGAAAUCACUUCAAGCAGAAGAUCCUGUAGGGGGAGAAAGGCUGCCAAAAUUGAGGAAACCCAGCCUCUUGAGCCUGAUGCUAGUACCCAUGUUGCUAUUGUGGAAACACAGCCAAUGUGUGAGGAUGAGGAGGAACAUGAGGAAGAACAGAGUGAAAUCACUUCUAGUAGAUCUCGUAGGGGGAGAAAGGUUGCUAAAGUUGAGGAAACCCAGCCUCUUGAGCCCAAUGCUGGUACCAGUGUUGCUAUUGCUGUAACACUGCCGGUGGGUGAGGAAAAGGAAGAAGGACAGAGUGAAACUACGUUGGACAGUAAACCCCGCAGAGGGAAAAAGGUUCCUAAAGCUGAGCCAACACAGCCUCUUGAGCUGGAUGCUAAUACUGAUAUUGCUAUUGCUGAAACACAGCCUCUGGGGGGUGAAGAGGAGGAACCUGAGGAAGAACAGAGUAAAAUCACUUCAAGCAGAAGAUCCUGUAGGGGGAGAAAGGCUGCCAAAAUUGAGGAAACCCAGCCUCUUGACCCUGAUGCUAGCACCCAUGUUGCUAUUGCUGUAACACAGCCCGUGGGUGAAGAUAAGGAAGAAGGACGGAGUGAAACUACGUUGGACAGUAAACCCCGCAGAGGGACAAAGGUUGCUAAAGCUGAGCCAACACAGCCUCUUGAGCUGGAUGCUAACACUGAUGUUGUGAUUGCUGAAACACAGUCAGCUGCUGACGAUCAGGAGGAAGGUGAAGACGAUCAACAAAGUGAAAUCACAUCUAAUAGGAGAUCCCGUAGGGGGAGAAAGGUUGCUAAAGUUGAGGAAACCCGGCCUCUUGAGCCUGAUGCUAGCACCCAUGUUGCUAAAGCUGAAGCACUGGGUGAGGAUGAGGGGGCACAGGAAGACGACCAACAGGGUGGACCCAGGAGACCCCGCAGGGGGAGAAAAACUGCUAAAGCUGAGCCAACUCGGCCUCCCAAGUCUGAUGCCAGCACCCGAACUACUACUACUGAAAUUACUAUGGAUGAAGAAGGGGGGGUGCAGGAGGAAGAGCAACAAGCUAGCAAGAGAAGCCUCAGAGGAAAAGGGACAGGAGUGUCUGGUAAGGGCAGAGGAAGAGCAACCGCAGAGAAAGAGGGAAAGAGGAAGAGGGGAAGAGCCGUGUUAGAGGAAGAGGAGGACAGCGAAGAGGAGACAGAUGGAUGUAGGAAGGGAGGAAGAAAAAGCACAAGACAGAGGUCUAAAGAGCAGGAAGAGAGGGACAAGCUGGAGGAGGAGAAGAACGAAAGGGAGACCCAAGAGGAAAGGAGAGAGGAGCAAGAGCAGAAAGUGCAAGAAGAGAGGAAAGGUUUAGAGAGGGAGAGAGUGGAGCGUGAAGAAAGAGAGCUGGCUGAAAGGUUGGAACAAGAGAGGAGGGAAAAUGAAGAAAGAGAGCAGUUGAAAAAGGAAGAGGAGGAGAGGGAGAGGAAAGAAAAUGAGAGAAGGGAGAGGGAAAGGAGGGAAGAAGAGGCAAGAGAGAAGCUUGAAAAGGAGAGGAAGGAAAGAGAAGAGAGGGAAAGAAUAGAAAAGGAAGAGAAAGACAGAUUAGAGAGAGAGAAGAAGGAAAGGGAACAGAAGGAAAGAUUAGAAAAGGAGAAGGAGAGAUUGGAAAAGGAGAAGAGGGAAAGAGAAGAACUUGAACAAAGACUUGACAAAGAAAGGAGUGAACAGGAAGAAAAAGACACAGACAGGGUACGAAGGAAGCGAGAAGAGAAGGAACAAACUGAAAAAGAAGUGCGAGAAAAGGAAGAGAGAGAACAAGUGGAAAAAGAGAAGAAAAAGAAAGAAAGUGAGUACAAAGAUAGAGCGGAAAAGGAAAGAGGACGACUACAGGGAAAGCGUCGAGCGGGGCUGGUGAGGAAAGAAAAAGGAAAAGAGGAUGAAGAAGUCGAGGACACAGAUGGACAGAGUGAGAAUUCCAAAAGAAGGAUGCUGGAAAUGGAAACGGUAGAGACAGAAAAACAAGAGGAUGAAGACGGGAAGGGUAAAAAGAAAGUGCAAGUAAAAGCAGAAAUUGGAGCGAAACUGGGUAGAGGUAGACGACCUACCAGGAAAUCUGCUGCACCCCUUGCUGCCGCAGAGGAAUCCAUGUCGGUAGAUGUCCCAGCCAGAAGGACACGCUCACGUUCAAAUUCCUCCAACUCUGUCAGUUCAGAGCAGUCCACAUCCACUAUGGAUGGCCAGACCAGAGGCCAAGGCCGAGGAAGGCGCAGAGGCAGAGAACCAGCUGAAGAAGUGGUUGAUAACAGGAGGCCGCCAGGUCGAAGGAAGACCACCACGGCAGCAUCUACUGAGACGGAGCGGGAUUCCGGUGCUCAUGUUCACUCUCGCUCCAACUCCGGAAGCUCAGAGAGAUCCAGCAGCAGUGCUGGAAUCAAGAAAACAGAUAAGGGGGAAAAAGGGGGGAAGAGUGGAAAAAUGGAAAAACAAGAAGAAGGUCAACAAGGUUCAGCGGCUGCUGGACGUGGGAGGGGAAGAGGCGGUAAAAGAGUGGAGGCAGGUGAUGUUAAAGUGGCGACCACUGAAGAGGCCCACCUGAAGAAGGAGAAAUCAGAGGCAGUGUCUGUCAAUGAGGACAGUGUUAUAAGCCAAACCCCCAGCAGAGGGCGCAAGAGAGGUGCUGAUACCACUGUGCUGGUAGCAGAAACGCCCCAGACUCCUAAAACCCCUCGUCGGUCGGUAGCCGGUCCAACCCACAAGGUCUUGUUUACAGGAGUGGUGGACGAGGAUGGGGAGAAGGUGCUGCUGCGUUUGGGUGGUGGGCUGGCGAAGGGCGUGCGUGAUAUGAGUCACCUAGUGACGGAUAAAGUGCGCCGCACCGUCAAGUUCCUGUGUGCUGUGGCCAGAGGAGUGCCCAUCGUCACCCCGGACUGGCUGACCAAGUGUGGUAAAGCAGGGACCUUCCUCUCUCCUAAUGAGUUCUUAGUGAAAGAUGCGGAGCAGGAGAAGAAAUUUAACUUUAAGCUGCAGGACUCUUUGAGAGCGGCCAGCCAUCAACCCCUAUUACAGGGUUAUGAGAUCCAUGUGACGCCCUCUGUGAAGCCUGAGCCAGUUCAGAUGAAGGACAUCAUCGCCUGCUGUGGUGCACGCUACCUUCCCAAGAUGCCCACUGCUCAAAAGGCUCAGGUGGUGGUGGUGUCCUGUGAAGAGGACAGAGCUCUGUGUAAUAAGGCCCUGAGUUUGGGUGUCCCUGUGGUCAGUGCCGAGUUUCUGCUGACCGGUAUACUGCAGCAGAAGGUGGACCUGAAGACGCAUGCGCUCUCGACUUCUCCCUCUGCUGCUUCCAGACCUGCCACCCAGGGCCGCAGGAAGUAGCCUGGUGGCAGACACUUUUGGGCGCAGGAUCUAAUGCAAUUUUUCCUAAUCACGCUAAGCUGCUAUUAACUGUGAAGAGAGAAUUCUCUGGUCAUUUUUUAAGCUACUCCUCAAAUAAACAUGAAAAUAAGAGAGGAA
Molecule: messenger RNA, 6661 nt
Organism: Pygocentrus nattereri (red-bellied piranha)
Lineage: Eukaryota; Metazoa; Chordata; Actinopteri; Characiformes; Serrasalmidae
Gene: mdc1
Product: mediator of DNA damage checkpoint 1
Exons: 12
Coding region: 68-6523 (2151 amino acids)
Biological process (GO): positive regulation of transcription initiation by RNA polymerase II
Cellular component (GO): nucleus
Molecular function (GO): protein binding
Source: RefSeq, a predicted model, not a curated record